Messenger RNA from Sclerotinia borealis F-4128, 324 nucleotides. NCBI's taxonomy places the organism in Eukaryota, Fungi, Ascomycota, Leotiomycetes, Helotiales, Sclerotiniaceae. The record is from the annotation of a GenBank genome assembly.
AUGGCGACCAGAAAAGACAUGCGACGGGGUGACCUCAUCAUCCCCUACCAAGUUCCAGCAGCGAAAGAAUCUCCCAGCGAUUUCAGUGGUACAUUGGGUAGCACCUUGCCAAUGGCAGCGAUGUUCACUCGUAACAAGCUCAUAGGAUGGGCUUCGGUGGUCUUUGCAAUUCAGAACUGGUUAGGCGAAUCUUCUGAGACGAAGAAGACAUCCUCCCAGCCGGCAUAUUUCUCAGUUGGAAUGUCAAUGAUGGCUCUUGUUAUUACCUAUCUUCCAAUGUUUCUUCCUCCUCCUCCAGCUGCCCCAGUAGCUCAAUCGGCAUAA